Linnemannia hyalina is the source of this 7950-nucleotide messenger RNA. NCBI's taxonomy places the organism in Eukaryota, Fungi, Mortierellomycota, Mortierellomycetes, Mortierellales, Mortierellaceae. The record is from the annotation of a GenBank genome assembly.
AUGUCCUCGCCCGACGCACCGAGGACGCCUUCCUCUUCCCUACCAAAGGAUAAUGCAGACAAGACCCCCAUCCAACCACCAGGAACAACUGCCGCCACCACUUCCUCUAAAAACGACUCUCUCGCACCAAUAACAAACGCCAAACCACUUACCACGGACCCAACGGCCACAGUGACCACAACUGCCACGGACAAAAACAACGCCUCAGAAACGACCAUCGCCACCACCACAACAACUCCUGCUGCCGCCACGGCCACAGCAGAUGCGGGUGCGGGUGCUGCCAACGCAAUCGUCAAGCCCUCGGCCGGGUCGACAACUCCUCGGGCUGGGGCAAAAGAUGGCGAAGCGUUGGAGCCCUCAAAGUCAGGAACAAGCUCUGGAACAGCCCUGCACCCAGUCGCCAAUUACCCCCUCCCUCCACCCUUCCUCUCCACGUCGGAACCCAACAACAAGAACAACACCUCCAUCGUCCACCCACUCGUAAAUGCCGAUGGAGACAGCACUGAGGAAGACAAUGCCUCUGAAAUCGCCUCAGACAUCCAAGAACACUCACAACACAGCGACAACGGGAGCAUUCAACUAGUAGCGCUGGAUGAUGAAGAGAAUGAAGCAGGGCAAACCAAUGGUCAUACCGUCGAGGUUGUGGCAAAGGAGGGCGGGAGCACAGCCCCUGCCGACAACAAUAACAACAGCGACAACAAACCUCCAGCAAACAAGGUCGUCACCUCAGGAACGGAGGCGCCUGUUUCGGUCGUCAAUAUCUCUAAAGCACCCAGCACCACGGUUGAACCCUCAGAAGGACGGCCACAUGAGGAACCAGAGGAAUCUGUCGCGUCCUAUACCUCACCCAACUUUGAGUGGGCCAGGAUUCUUCAAAAGCGCCUCGGCAAGAACCUUAGCGACGCGCAGCUCCUGGCGCGGUCCAACAGCAUGCUGGCAUCACCCAGUAUCCUGGCCCAGUCUCUCACCCAAGUCAUCCCUAGUCUGCAGGUCAAGGAGACUUCGCCACUCUCGCCCGGAACCACUAUCAAAUACCAAACUGCGGAGGAGCUCUUUGACAGGCCAGCUUCAAUUGAGCCUUCUGUUCCAGCAUACAAACCAGAUGAACAGCCUGCACGAGACGACCCUUUCCCCUCCAGCGCCUUCGCAAGCAGUUCCCAUGGUCCUCUCCUCCUCUUUGCUCCCUUGAAUCCGGACCAGCUCUAUGGAAAGAAUCCUACCACGAUUCCACCGACGGCACCACCACCGGCAGCUGAGAACUCAUCACAACUGAGAGUACCGCGAUCCCAACCUCAACCUCCACCAACCACCAGCCCAGCCCAAAUGCAACAACCACACCACCAACCCGCUGCUCAACAGCCCGGACUUGUUGCCAUCCAUGCUAUACCCACUCAAAGGAAUUCUCCCAUUUCUAUACCGCAUUCGAUGGCGACAGCGACACCAACGCAGCCUUCAAGGAAUCACCUCGGCGGAGAACUGCACCAGUCCCCUCUCAUGUCCAGGGAUGCCGGUCCAGGGGCAAGGAACAUACGCCAUAGCAUAGGAGUGCAUAUCCAGGAUGACCGACUCGCAGCUAAUUCUCACUCGAAUACCAACCACAGGACACUGAACGCUCAAAACUCGUCGUCUUCUCUGGUCGCCACAUCCAUGCCACCGAAUGUCAAGGAUCAACAUGGAGCCACCGUCUCCAACUAUCCCAUCGCUCCAAUCCAAUAUACCCCUCUUACGCAGUAUAAGCCUAUCAAGAAAGCACACAGUCUCCCAGCGCCUGUCAAAGAGACACCAGCUCCAAUCAAGGAGACACCAGCUCCAGUCCUGACGCCCUCUGCCGACCCACCAACAGAUACAGCUCACGAUCAGGAUUUAGCUGCAACAACACCCACCCCCGCCAGUGCCAUACAGGAAGAAUCUAAACCGGACCCAACGUCGACAUCCGCGGCAGAUACAGCGCCUCAGUGGGCUCUGGAGGCAUUGUCGGGAUUCUCGGACAUUAAUUUCGAUACUACGCUGCCUGUAGGCGCUGCGGUUGCAACUACUCUGGCUAGUACCUCUCAUUCAUCUGAGGCACCUAGCAAAACUCCCAUGAUCAUUCCUCCUAUAAGUGUGAGAUCCCGGUCGAAUCUUUCUGUAAACGACGCGUCGCCGGGACAGGCGAAGCAGAUUCAGUCGCCAUUCGAAUCGGCCCAACAGAAUAUCGAGCGCUCAAGCCCUGUGAAGCACGGACACAAUGUACAAGGCAAUCACCAGGCAGGGAGAAGUAUUUCAAGUCUACGAGAGGUGCAGAUUGGCCACAUGGGUAUUGAGCGAGCAAGCCUCGAUGUUGGACACCAAAGACGUGGUGAUACUGCCUCAUUAUCGGACAUUACCCCUUCAGCGACAACAGGAGUACCGCCCAUGUUUGACUUGGGCUCUGGAUAUCAGAUUUCAUGGCUUCCGCAGAGCCAACCAUUGCUUCCGCGGAGGGACGACAUCAACUCGAUCGACGUACCGGCAUUGACAGGAAAGCAACUUUUGCCACUAGAGCCGCGCGAAGUUCAAAUCAACAAACAGGAUCCUUGUCUUCAGUUCAAGCACAUUGGUGAAGCACUUCGACAUUGGGGCCAACUGAUGCCGGAAGGGAACGCCUUCGCUAAUCUAGACGGCAAGGGCAUCGAGUGCGGAUCCUGGGACUGGUCGUUUACUCUCGGGAAAGCCGAGAUGGUCGCAAAAGCCAUUCACGACAAGACACAGCUUCGCGUUGGAUCCAGGGUGGCGCUUGUUUUCCGCAUUUCAGAGAUCUUGGAGUUCGUUGCUGCGUUCUACGGUGCUAUUCUCGCAGGAAUGGUCCCUGUUCUUGUCAAUCAGAUUCAGGAGUUCUCCGAGAUGGUUUAUAUCAUGACUUCUGCCAGAGUCGAGCUCGCCUUGACAACCCAGUUCAAUCACCAGGCUCUCCACAAGGAUAUGCGUAAGGGAGCACUGUGGCCCGCCGGCGUAACCUGGUGGCAAACAGACAUUUUGGAGACGUGGGCGCCCAAGAACGGCCAGCAAGAGCGAUCACCCCUUCCGGAAAAUGAGCUCGCUUACAUUGAGUAUACCAAGUCGGCGUCUGGAGAAUUGAAGGGCGUUGCCGUGAGUCAUCUGAACCUGAUGACCCAGUGUCGAUCUCUCUACUCCAGUUUCCUGUGGCGACCGGCACUCUUCCGCGACAAGCACAACCACUUCCAAGCGGAUCCUAACCUGACAGCAGACGCAUCUGUGGCUCACUCCAUGGACGGCAAGGUCAACCCCGAUAAGCCCGCCCUUUCUGGCACAGUGAUGUCGUGGCUUGAGCCUCGACAGCAGUCGGGGCUUGUUCUUGGAGCCAUCAUGGGAGUAUUUUGCGGCAACUUCACUGUCUUCAUGGAGGCAGGCAUCACCGCCGUUUCAGGUCUUUGGGCUCACUCUGUGGCCGCCUAUCGAGCGAACAUUACCUUUACCGACUACAGUGGAAUUCAAAGGCUGUUGAAGAACUACAGGAUCAACCCUCAGGCGACCACAACACCUUCUCGACCCGACCUUCGCUUUCUUCACACGGUCUACGUGGACGUUCAGUGCAACAAUGUGAGGUUGAAUCGGGAGUUCCUGGACGAUUUCCUCUACCCACUCGGAAUGAUCCAGCGAUUCUGCAUCUCCAAAGAUGACUUGCCAGGACUUGAAGCAGCCUCCAAGAAGUGUCGAAGCGACUUGGGACUUAUCACAUUCCUUAGUCUGCCAGAUCAUGGUGGAAUGAUCGUUGCGCUUCGGGACCCGUUGACUCAUCCUAAGGGCGUCGAUAAGAUCGAGCUUCGGAAAACGCACAGGAUGUCAGUUCUACCUAAACCAAGGCGACCAUCUUUGGACCAGGCCGAUGACUCGAACGACCAAGGCAGCAAAAAUUCAGCUGCGGACGCCCAUGGGUAUGGCUCUUUGAUGAACAGCCCCGUGUCAUCGCUGACUGCUGGAGAGUACCUGCUGCACAGGGCCGCCCUCCGUGCGAAUCGUAUUAUCGUCUUGGCCACAGGGAAAGAGGCGUUCGAUCGAAGGAACGAAGAGGGCACCGUCCUGGUCGGUGCUUUUGGAUACGCUCUUGCACAAUCCUCCGUUCUAGUGGUAGAUCCGGAGACUCUGGCGCUGUCUUUGCCGGAUUCGGUCGGUGAGAUUUGGGUCAGCUAUCCAGGACAGCCGAUGACCUUCUGGGGCCUGCCCGAGCACUCUCAGGAGAUAUUCCAGGCCAAGCCAUAUAUUGUCACGGAGGAGGCCAUGAUUCCUCAGGUGUAUGCGGCAGAUGGAUCCGACAGGUUGCUUCGAACAGGGCUUUUGGGAGCCGUGAUUGAAGGUCGCAUAGUUGUGUUUGGAUCUUACUGGGAUCGGUUACAGCAGGAUCAGGCGGACCCUAUGAAGACCAUCGGAUUUCAGUACGAGUACCAUCACGCGUCUGAUUUGUCGCAGACUCUCUUCAACCGUGUUGGUGGCAUUAGCGAAGUGUCCAUCUUUGAGUGUCAAGUCAACAAGGAUUUCCUGCCAGUCAUUUGCAUUGAGAUUACCAAGGAGAGUCGCGCCAAUGGACAGCCCAUCAACACUGUUGCACAGCAGGUCGCAAUCAACGCCCGUUAUAUCCUGCAAGAGGUGAACGCACUUCGGAGUUACUGUAUCGCUGUCUGGGAUAUGAAUGCAUUGCCCAGGAUCUUCAAGAACGGUCGUCGGGUUGUUGACCAUGCCCUCUGUAAGGUUAUGUUCACAAUGGGCCGUAUUUACAAGCUGCUCUACUUUGCGACCUUCACAGACGAUGUCCUAUUCAAUGUUCCUCAGGGUGAUGACCUCGCCAAUGGCUUCUGGAGUCGAGAAUGUGCUGCCAAGAGACAGCGGAGGCAAGGAUCAGCGAUGCGCUUUGUUCAGUACACCUCCAACAUUGCCAGUUCUGAUGCCUAUGACGAAAAGGCGAACGUGUUUAUGGGCAAGUUCCACAACAUAACCGACAUCGUCAUGUGGCGAUCCAUGAUCCAACCAGACGAUGCUGCAUUUGUGGAGCUGGAUUCGCGUGGAAAGGAGCAACGGACCAUCUCCUUCAAGAAGUUCAACCAGCGGGUUACUGGAUACGCUAUGUACCUAGAGAAGAAGUGUGCCCUCAAGGCAGGCGAUCACGUCAUCCUUUGGUUCUCGCAGGAUCUCGACUAUGUGGUGACACUCCACGCCUGCUGGGUGCUGGGCUUGAUUCCCAUCCCUCUUCAGCUACCUGACCACCCUCACACGAACGCACAUCCAACUGCGGUUUCACUUGUUGGAUUGGGCGCAGCCAUAAACGGACCGACUAUCGCUGGAUCUAACGCGACGACCAACCAUGCAUCAGCAGCGGCCAACCGAAUCAGCGAGGAAAAGAAGAGUGCCAUCCUUACGGCGCUUUUCUGCAUUCUGGACGAGGUCAAGGUCAAGGCGAUUCUCGGCAACAUGGCGACAGACGACUUCCUCAAGCAGAAGACCACCGGCACUUCUCUUCGGGCUCGCAGGGCAGAGUUUUCUCCAGUAUACGUGCAAACCCCUGAGGCAUUCUCCACGGCAGAUAUCUUCCUCCCUGCAUUCCACAACGUCACCAAGGCUCCGAAGAACAAGCAAACUCUUGGCGCUCUGUCGGGCUAUGCGCCACGGAAAGAAUGGUUUGCGGCCACUUACCCAGCUGUGUAUCUGAUCGAUCCCGAGGUCCGAGUCGGAUCUGUUGCUUUCCGGAGACUUCUCAAGUUGAACCACGAGACCCUGAACAGUCUCUGCAGGAACCAAAAGUUGCAGUUCAAGGUUCAUUCGGGCCAAGCCAAUAUUGCCUGCAUGAACAUUUUCAAUGGACUUGGAUUCAUCCGAGGCUGUCUUAGUGGUAUCUACAGCGGUGGACCUACUGUUCUGCUUCAGCCAGCAGACGUUUAUGCCAACCCGAACGUCUGGAUCGAAGCUGUUUCCCGUUACAAAGCGUUGACGUACCCCCUGUUGGAGCAACUGCUUCAGAGACUGGAUUCGAUUACGUCCCACAGUACGGCGUCUCUGGAGUCCAUCAAGAACUUUGUGGUUUGUGGUCAUGAAAGGGUCCAGAGGAAUGCUUUGGGCCUCAGCCGUCUGAGUGCUCUUAAGCUCGAUGCAGCAUCGGUCAAUAUCUUGUACAGUCAUUCUCUCAACCUUAUGGUGACAUCUCAGUCUGACCGAGCCACAGGACCCAUCCGGAUCCAUGUGUCUUCAAAGCAGCUUCGCUACGGUAUUAUCUCACCCACGACGGAAGGCGAUGACAAAACAGGGAUUUGGUUGGAAGACGUCGGAACUCCCACCGUGUGUACCUCUGUUGCGAUUGUCAACCCGGAAACGAUGGAAGUAUGCACUUCAAAUCAGGUGGGAGAGAUCUGGGUUUGCUCAGACUCCAGCACCAAUGGCUUCCACUACCCACCAGGUUACCAGCCAAACCCAUCGCAGCCUCAGCCCUUUGGGGCAUGCAUUGCAGGAUACGACAGUCGUGUGCGGUAUGUGCGGACAGGCGACCUUGGAUUCCUGUGGAACAACCAACAUCACCAACUUGCCAACCAGGGCCAAUGGAAUCCUGGCCAGUCGGCUGUCGGUCUUUUCCAGCUGUUUGUUCUGGGCAGUUUGGAUGAGUCGUUCCACGUUCAGGGACUACUUCACUUUGCGGCCGAUAUCGAGUCUACUGUGGAGAGCUCACAUGCCAAUGUUGCAGCACAGGGAUGUGUGGCAUUCAGGACGCCAAAAGGCAAGGCCAUCUGCGUAGUCAAGGUCCAGAAACAGGAUCCUGAGGUGUUGGUAUCAAUGUAUAUACCCCUGAUGCACGCCAUUCUGGACCAGCAUCAGUUCUUGCCCGAUACUAUCGCUCUUGUCGGAGAUAGCGUUUCCACUGCACGCCGAGCCUCUGACGGCCUGAAGCCAAGGGACACGAUUGCUGGCUUGUACCUUUCUGAUCGACUUCCUCUUCUCCAUCUGCACUACUGUCAUGGAAAGCCCCUGGCGCCUGUCUUGGGUAACAUGUUGCCCGUGACAGGUGAGUCCCCCCCUAAUUCUAGGGGAUCCAAUCGCUCACAUGGCCACCAGUCCAGCAGCCAACAGUCCACAUUAAUCUCACAGCCCCAGCCGAUAUCGCAGCAACAACAGCUUCCAACGGCAACUACAGGAAGCCGUCUCGUGACUGGGAUCGGUCCAGCACCAAUGUCGAAUCUUCGGGGCGGGUCAGCCCCUGCACAUUUGUAUGGAUCAGGGUUCAGCGGCAGCAACAACCAUUCGCCUGUAGAACCCCACGGCAACAGCGGGAGCCGCAACAGCAUCUUUGGAUCGCCGCUGCUACUCGCCAACAUCCCCAUGCCCCCUGGAACCAUCAACCCGUUGGUUCAGUCGCCCAUGGGAAACAACGCAGUUGGUGGUUUAGGUGGAGGUGGAUAUGUCCCUCAGACGCAAUACCAACAGUCUGGGUACGGAGCUGUCCCCAUUUCAGCUCCUACCUCUAUCCCUGUAUCCAUUUCCACACCACCUCACCACCAACAGUCAGUGUCGCCUCCUAACACUGGCAUGGGAUACCCCCCUGUCAUCGUGAGUGCAAUGGCUGUGCAGGCUACGUUCGACGGCAUUGGACGACCAAUGUCACAGCAAGGAUUCGUCAGCAGCCCGCCAAACACUGGAGGAUCUAACAACACCCAGUCCUCUAGUACAGGCGCAAGUAGCGCGCCAGGCCGUGGACCUUCCAGUGGUGAUCGGCCCAGAGGUCUUCAGCAUCAGCACUCACAUUUACACCAGCAACCGUCGACAGGAGGACAGAGAGCCACACACCCUCGCCAAAUUCGGGGCCAGGAGGCUCGGUCAUCUUCGUCGGAAGAGCUGAGGUUAGAUGGCAAGCCUGGAAGCGGUGGCGCCGUAAAGAACAUUAUGAAGGGCGUCAAUGCCAAGUGGUCUGAGAUGCGCAAGGCCGGCUUAAACUGA